Molecule: messenger RNA, 1623 nt
Organism: Effrenium voratum
Lineage: Eukaryota; Dinophyceae; Suessiales; Symbiodiniaceae
Source: the annotation of a GenBank genome assembly
UCCCGAGUCCAGCAAGUUUCCUGUUCUUUUUAGACCGAUGACGCGUUGCAUGGCGUCGUUUGCGCGGCUUAUACUAGUCACAGCUGCAGCUGCAAGCCGCUGUGAUUUUCAAAGAGUUUCGGCGGACUCGUUGACCAAAGGCUUUGCCAAGAUCCACAAUGAGCCAUUGCUCAUCACGGACACUGCUUGGAGCCGCGCCAAUGCUUCGCAGAAAGCUUUUCGCCAGAUCUUUGGUCGACUCCCAGUGCAGUUGACGCGAAAUCUGGAGUUUCAGUCCAGAGUAGGCUCCAAACCAGAAGCCAUCAACAGCACAUUCGGGGCCUGGGUCGAUUCGCUGGCCCAGGGGGACGUGCCCUAUCUUUUCGAGUUCUGUCACCACGCAUUGUGCGAGGAGAUGGAGUCUGCCUAUGGGGUUCCAGAGUUGCUUCAGGAGUCCUCCAUGCGAAUGUAUCUCAGCGCUGGCAAGGUGGCCAAGGGUGUGGCGUUUCAUCAGCACCGUCAGACCUGGGGAUUGUUGCUGGCGGGCAGAAAGGUGUGGUAUGUCGCCCCACCUUUGCAGCUCUCAGUGCCCCCUUUUCGGCAUAAGGAGGAGGCAGAGCUGGAGGGCAUCUCUAGUCUGCAACGCUGUGAACAGGAGGAGGGGGAGGUGGUGUACCUGCCACGGGACUGGUGGCAUGCCACUUUUAAUAAGGCAGACUGGAACUUGGCCAUUGGCGGCCAGGGGCAGAUUGCUGGCAGUGCGUUCCAGGCCAACAGAGGUGAGUUGGAUGCCAAAGCCGUCAAGAAGAUGUCGAAGAUGGAGCGUGACUCACUGCGACGCUCAGCGGUCGAGAAUGGCCACGUUGAUGCGCUGGAGCUGCUGAUAGCGGCCAAGGCUUUGGUGUUCCCGUCACUCAAGGGUUGGACCGCCCUGCACGAUGCUAGCAAGGCGGACGCAGCUGUGCUAGACCUGCUGCUGGAUCAACGAUUGGACCUCAACGCCGCAGAGACGGGAGGCAAGACGGUGGCCCACAACAACCCAAGCAAGGAGGCUCUUGAGCUGUUGCUGCUGAACCGGGCUGACCUUUCUGUGGUAGAUCAAGGGGCCGUGACGGUGGCGCACGAGGCAGCUUUCCGGGGGCAUGUCGGCAGCCUCCAGCUGCUGGCAAAGGCUGGCAUCUCCAGAUCUGAGCCUUGCAGCAACGGGGCCACCCCCGCACACUUCGCGGCCGCGGAAGGGCAUGCCGCGGUGCUGCGGGAGUUGCUGUCCAGCCGGGUGGAUCUGACGAAGCCCGACUUUGCGGGGGGAUCUUUGGCGCACCACGCGGCCUCGCAGGGCCACCUGCCGGCCCUUCGGCUGCUCCUGGACGAGGGGCUGCCGUCGGGCGCCGAUCAGUUUGGCCGCACGCUGAUGCAUGAGGCCGCCGCCUCGGGCGUGGGCCAAGUGCUCACGGAGCUGCGGGCCCGGGGCUUCGGCGCGGAUGCGCGGGGGGCGCAGAUGGCGGCAGAGGGCGGCCACGUGGCGGUGCUGAAGCAGCUUGCAAGCUGGGGUGUGGACGUGAAGAGUGUGGAUAGAGGCUCCGUGCACAGCUCUGAAGUGCUUGAGUUCCUGCACGGCUCCGAGCUUUGAUUCGCACGGGAACA